Fasciola hepatica (liver fluke) is the source of this 930-nucleotide messenger RNA. Lineage: Eukaryota; Metazoa; Platyhelminthes; Trematoda; Plagiorchiida; Fasciolidae. The record is from the annotation of a GenBank genome assembly.
AUGGCAAAACCGGAUUCGGGAAGUUCACCAUAUUUACCCAGUGACGAAACUGAAUUCGAGAAUCUAAGUUUUGAUCCCAUUGCACUGGAGGACACAUGCGUACAUAAGGUGUACGACUCCAUUGCCGAGGAGUUCAGCUCCACGAGACACUCCCCCUGGCCCGGGGUUGUCCGCUUUCUGCAAGGACUACCGAUGGGUGCAUUGGGAGCAGAUAUAGGUUGUGGGAACGGUAAAUAUCUGCUUGCAGCAGUAGAACGCCUUUCCGCAUCGCUUGAUGGUCAAACAAAAACUCUACGUCUGGCUCCAAUUUUGGCGCUCGAUCGGAGUGUUCGACUUUCCCAGAUUGUUUACAAUAGAGGAUUCGAUGUGGUAGUUGGUGAUAUUAUGCGACUUCCUUACCAAGCCGGUCGGUUAGAUUUCUUCCUUUGUAUCGCGGUCAUCCAUCAUUUGUCGACCGCUGAGCGUCGGCUAGCAGCGAUUCAUGAAUUAUCUCGGCUACUCCGCCCUGGGGGCAUGGGUCUUAUUCAAGUUUGGGCUAAAGAGCAACGAGAUCCAACCAGCUCGGAACCCGCGCCGUAUUUACGUAAGAGUAAACUACGAACUGGUGGCUCUGAUAUGACACAAGUGGUUUUGGAACCCAUUAAAAAUGUACACCUACCCUUACACGUCUCCGGGACUGAGUUCACAUCCUCCGAUAUGCUUGUUCCGUGGAAGCGGAAAAUGAUCCAAUCGUUAUCAGCUCAAGACUCAGUCGAGGAAUCCAACGCUGAGAUUCCAGGGCGUUAUUAUCACCUUUUUGUCCAAGGUGAAUUGGAUUUUCUAAUCGCGCAGGUUCCCUCUCUGCAGCUGCUUCGUGUAUAUUAUGAACGGGGUAAUUGGGCGGUAGUCGUUUUGAAAAUUGAUCCAGAAAUACACAUCCUUCAUGAUUAA